AUGUCCUCAUCAAGCAAAAAGCCAUCGGAAGCCGAGAUUACCCAACAAUAUAACAAGUACAAGAAUGAAUUGCAACAGCUGGCACAAAAGGUCGGCGAGUUGGAAUCCGAGGUCGAAGAACACAAGCUUGUGAUUGACAGCAUCUCGCCACUCGAACCUGAUCGCAAGUGUUUCCGUAUGGUGGGUGGUGUUCUAGUUGAGCGCACUGUCAAGGAAGUCCUCCCAGCUCUACAAACAAACUACAAUGGCAUUCAACAAGUCAUCCAAUCAUUAUUGCAAUCCUACAAACGCAAGGAACAAGAAUUUCAAGAAUUCCAAAAGAAGCACAAUAUCCAAAUGGUCACCAAAUAG
Lichtheimia ornata is the source of this 351-nucleotide messenger RNA. RefSeq lists its product as uncharacterized. The transcript is spliced from 4 exons. The record is from RefSeq and is a predicted model, not a curated record. Gene Ontology annotation, biological process: protein folding. The coding region runs from base 1 to 351 and encodes 116 amino acids. Gene Ontology annotation, cellular component: cytoplasm; prefoldin complex. Gene Ontology annotation, molecular function: protein folding chaperone. NCBI's taxonomy places the organism in Eukaryota, Fungi, Mucoromycota, Mucoromycetes, Mucorales, Lichtheimiaceae.